This is a messenger RNA of Scaptodrosophila lebanonensis, 2182 nucleotides long. RefSeq lists its product as uncharacterized. The transcript is spliced from 4 exons. The coding region runs from base 63 to 1940 and encodes 625 amino acids. NCBI's taxonomy places the organism in Eukaryota, Metazoa, Arthropoda, Insecta, Diptera, Drosophilidae. The record is from RefSeq and is a predicted model, not a curated record.
UGUUUAGUGUUUGUGGCAUUAAAUAUGUUUAGUUUAUAACAAAUACGAAAUAUUAUUGUACAAUGAGCAUCGUUAUAUUGAGAUUAGUAGCUCUUUUAGGGUGCUUAAGCCCAGCAUUAACACAAUUCAACCAGCUGGAACAGCGCAAUUGCAUUAUUCCCAAAAUACUGCAAGGAUCAUGGUUCUCCUGGGAAGUCGGCUUGCCUACCCAAACCAUAAUCGACGCAACUUCUAUGUCGACUCGAGGAUACUGUAUUAACUAUCAGCGCCACCACGGUGACGAGUACUCCUUUGUGUUCAAAGAGCGCUCUGUGGACUGCUACCAUUGUGUUCGAACAAUAAUACGCACACUAAACAUCUUUGAUAAGUUUGAGGGUCCAUGCGUCAGUCUUCCUCCUGGUCAGCAACCCACGGUCGAAAACGUGUGCAAAGGUAUCAAAGACGAUCAACAAUUGAUCACAUUGUUCAAUGAGAACUUCGUGCCAAUCAAUUGCCGUUCAUCCCUUGAGGGUGUGUGGCAUUUUACAUAUCAAAAUCGAUUCCGCUUCACGGGUGUGUGCAAUAAGCCGGAUGCGCGCAUACAGUCUUGUCAAACUGCUGGUACACAGUUUCUUAUACAGAAUCAAAAGUUCAAUAUAACUUAUCAAAAAUGUGAGGGAAUGGAGGGCACCUUCAGCGGGAAUGUAGAGUUCAGUUGUCUGGGUGAUUGGUUUGUUGGCAAGAAUCACUACUUUGCCGUGGCCAAUACCAAGGAAUCGCGUAAGGAUGAGAAGUACCGCUGCUUUCUAAAGAAUCGAGAUGACGAUUUGUACAUUGGUGUAUCUAUAACGGCCGAAUGUAAUACGCUCAAGACGCCUGAAGCCUCACCGGAACGUCUCAAGCUUACACCUGUAAAAGCGGAGUAUGUGGAACCAGGCUGUACUUUGCCUCAAAACUUUUCCGGAGAAUGGGUUAAUACAGCCAACAUUGAUGCUGAUGUUUCGAUAAGUGAAACACACAUCAAUGAGACGUAUUAUCCUGACAGGGCCCGUUACCGCAAGACUAUUUAUGUUUGCCGCGAGCGACGUGGAAAUCGAGUUAUGAUGGCUCGUCUUACUGUCGAUGGUUGUCAGAAAGAUUAUGUGUGCUUCGAUUUCAUGCCUAGGCAUCACAACAUUAUACGCUACCGCAAAGGCUUAGCUGUAAUUAAGGACGACUUUAGCACUGUAUGCUCUUGGGUACAAUUUCCCAAUUCAGAAGCAUGGAAGUACGACUUGUUCUUGGCCAGAAAUCCAGUCCCCGUACGAUGUCCAGUGGCUGGAAAGUUUAACUUUACACAAAAAGGUGAACAUCCAUUUAGAACCAGAAUUCUUGGGGGUGUAACAUUGAGUCCACGUCCCGAUAUCCAUUGCAAGCAAAAUAUAUCCGACAUGUCAGUGUGUGAUACGGAUCAGAAGGAGCUAGCCAUAGAUGAGAACUACUGUUUGUCUGUGGAUCAUUUGGGACGUCCUGUUGAUAUCUACAGUGAUCCUGAUUACCGCAUGAAAUGUAUUGGCUUCUGGAAGGAGAACCUAAAGUCUUACCUUAUUACUUACGAUGAUUUGGAUCCACUUUCUAAGUACCGCUGUUGGGUAUAUCAACGUGCCGACUUAAAUCGCGUGCUUAUGUCCCAGGCAGUUGGUGCUUUCUGUAAGAUCAAUCAAGAUGUGACGUCAUGGAAUCAUUCUGAAGGCGCUGCAGUCGCCAUAGAUGCAAUUGAGUACGAACGUGAGCGUGACGACUGUCCAAUGUACUUUGACGAUGGCUUAAAUCCUUGGAAACCAUCGGAUGCUUCAAAUAUUGUUUUUGAUUGGGAUUUCUACAAAGCAGGCGCGUCAAAAUUAAUCUCAGCCAUAAGUGUGCAAAUAGCAUGCUCCGUUGCAGUCGCUUUUGUGCUAGCCAAGUAUUUAGUCGCUCACUAAGAUAAUGUUCAAAGUAAUUUUUAGCAAUUUUAACAAACCGAUACAAGUUUUACAUUCCAUCCAACAAAAUAUUAUGUGUCUUAACCGAAUAGUGUCUUAUCAAAACUAGUUUAUAAGACAAACCUCAAUGUGAGUACAUUUUAAGACAAAUUUUAUUUUAUUCCGUCCACAAACGAAUCUCAAACAUGUUGUAUAAACGAUUUUUAAAGUUUAAUAAAUAAAAUAUGUAAAGAAAACUUAAA